Molecule: messenger RNA, 8365 nt
Organism: Amoebophrya sp. A25
Lineage: Eukaryota; Dinophyceae; Syndiniales; Amoebophryaceae
Source: the annotation of a GenBank genome assembly
CAAAUAGUUUUCAAAAUGAAAAUACGUAAUUGUAAUAAUUCUAAUUGAUCAACACAUCAGUAUAAUCAUCAAGAACAUCUUCGAAGAGGAACAAGAAAAAAUGACGCGAGGUACCCGCAACAGCGGGAAUUACCAUUUGCCAAUGCGCAACUCGUCGUUGUACGAUGAGAUGAUGCGUGGGAAUCCUGACCAUUUUGGCGUCGUCAACGCUCAUGAUGGACAUCAGGCGGCGAAGGAAAUGAAGGGGAGUAAGAAUUUAGAUGAACAUGAUGAACCUGCUAAUUCAGUUGUAUAAGAGGUAGUUUGCUCCACUGGUAUCGUGUUCGUGAUAGGUGGAAAAAACCUGCUACUAGUAGACCACCUUUUCAACUAGUAGAUUCUACUUUGGUCUUCUUGAUGGAUUUUUAGAUUUCAAUGCUUGCUCUCCUAGGCCUCCGAUAGAUUUCAAUGCUUGCUCUCCUAGGCCUUCGAUGGAUAGAUCUCGAAGGGCUCAUCAACUCUAGUAGUACUGCACACCCUCAAUCCCAGAACGUAAUUCCGAAGGGUUCAACUCUAGUACUGCACACCCUCAAUGAUCCUAGAUCUCGAAGGGUUCAACUCUAGUACUGCACACCCUCAAUGAUCCUAGAUCUCGAAGGGUUCAACUCUAGUACUGCACACCCUCAAUGAUCCUAGAUCUCGAAGGGUUCAACUCUAGUACUGCACACCCUCAAUCGUCCCAGAUCGUAAUUCCGGUUCUCCUGGUGAGCAUAGGAGUGGACUUUCCAGUUUCGAAGUCGCAGAAAAACAUCGACGUCGCUCUUCCAGUGGUUUACAAAGACCGCAUAAGAUCUGCCGAGAGACUGGAAGACCGCUAAGCGACGGUGGCCGCAAUAGCGUUCCAUCUGGUCACGAUUUGCAUCCUGAUCGUGAUAUUUAAGGCAUGAUAAACAAAUCCAAAAUCCAUCUUCCAGAACAUCUUGGUUGUAGGUCCCAUUUUGGAAUGGGGAAUUGGGGACCAAGAUGCUCCUGGCGAUGGAUUUCCGGCAGGUCUAAGAUAUUCCCUAUGCUGGUGCAGUCAAAGCCACGCGGUUUCACAGUGAGCAUAGUCACAUUGACGCUAGCCCUGAGGACCAUGGUAGGGCACCUUAUUCGCAUGAGGGGAAUGAUGACUACUCUCCGCGCACCUCAAGACGACUCCGCAAACCAGAUCGCACCACGAUUGGUGGUCCACGAGUCACACUGCGCGCGACUGGCAAUCGGGAAUACGGGGAUGAAGCUGAUCGAUUGUCGGCGUUGGCGGGAACAACUGCUAUGAUGAGCACGUGAUGGCAUCACACACACCAGACAAAUUUUUAAUGAUGCUAUAGAUUUCAUUCAAAGAUAAAAAUGAGAACUGUCUGAGUGCAUAGUACCUGAAAAAACACCUGCACGUACCCAUACACAGACACGCACUCCAUCAAAUUCAACAAAUGAGAUUCCGACCACUACUCGGACCUGAGGAUCUAAACUACAUGCUCAAAGGAGAACGAGAAGAAGAACUUCUAUUUCUAACUUUCGCGCUGGCGUAAGAAUGACUCCAGAUCGUCCCUCCAAAACCAGGAAGAUGGACAUCCGUUUUGAUAGUCACCUAGGACACGGAGUUGCUCCGGAGUUGGAAGGACAAGAAGAUCCAGGCCAUUUACGCGGUGCUGGCCAUCAUCGAGGCCACCAACAACAUCAGAGACUUCAAGAGUCCCAUUUUGCAAUUGUUAUGCUGGAUGGUGAUCAGAGAGUAGACCGAACGGCUCUGAUAAUUUCAUUGAUCGGGAUCGCCUUACUAGUUCAUGUUAUCCCCCGUUUUCGUUUCUGUUGUAGAUUCCUAGAAGAUAGUUUGAAUCUUGUAGUUUAUACUCGUGUAUGAGUUGGGAACCCUACCAGGUAAACCCCUCUAAUCCGAGCCACACCCCUGUACCGGAACCACGGCCAUACGAUCAAGUUUUAGACUUCGAUCACGUGGAGAAUUUGAAGAAGAGCAAAGUUAGGCUCGCUCAUGAGGAGACGAUGACUGGUAAAGGAGCUAUUCUAGGAGAUCCUGACCAUGAGGUUGGUUUUCUAGAAGACUACCAGGGCUGGCUGGGAAGAAAGAGAAUGCUGCAGAAGGGGGAAGCGAAAGCGAGGAAGGCAGCUAGUUUGCCUGGAGCGCCAUGCUAUGCGUGGACAGCAGAACCGACGGGGGCUAAAGUGGUGGGGAAAAUAGGUAUGAUGAAUAUGAUAAUGAUUAACUACUUACAUCACAACUCUGUCUCUUGUAGGACUAACUUACAUCAUUCUGGCGUUCUGGUAGGACUAAGGAAAACAGCAGGUUGUUAGAUUGAAAUUGAUACCCUCGUAGCUGUUUUUGUCACGACGACACUGGUAUUUUGCACAUCAACCCAAGCACAAUAAUUUCGAGUUUGUUUCCCUUUAUCCACGAUUGUGAUUGAAGAAGAAGAUCAAUUCAUCAAGAUCACCCCGCCACGACUACCAGGUAAAUCCCGCAUUGGUCCUGGUGAGGGGGAUCGACGACCCUCAAAAGAGAUCUACACGGAGUAUUUGAAGACCAGAGUGAAAGCUGGAAGGGGUUCCGAUCCCCGUGACGUCCCUGCUGGUGUCGAUUGUCGAAGAUUUCAACCUAAAUCACGCGCACCACCGAAGGAUGAGAAGCGAGAGAGGUUUAACGUGGAAGAUGAUACUGCUGUUAUGGUUCGUUUUUGGUAUUAUUAAUUACCGUCUAACUAUUCACUCUUUGUCUUUUUUGAGGUCAACAUUUAGUGUCCAUCGUUCUCGGCAUCUUGGUACCCUUUUCCGUUGUAUUCUCAUCAAAUACGAGGUAAAAGGGGCCAAAAUGAGAGGGCCGAGGUGCAAUCUAGCAGACUCUCAUAUUACUACUUUUUAGCAGAAGAUGAUGCCUCUUUGUGCAUCUUGAUACCCUUGAUGCUGAUAUAUCUUUUCAAGCGAGAUGAAUAUGAAAUGGAAGAGCACGAGGCUUGAUGUAUUAACAGACUAGCGCCGGCGCUUUCUCUCUGUACUUUCCCACCUCCUCUAAUCCUGCUGCCGGCCAAGAUCUUCCUGAGAAAGAAGGUGGUAGAGGAAAGAGCUACUACACCUACAUGGCAAACCGAAGUGCUUUGUCCGGCAACCCCUUGACCUUGAGACAACCAGGUGAUUUCGCAGAGGCCGCCAGACGAAUUCGUGCCGACAAGAGUGAAAUGCUACCUAGAGGCGACACGAGGGAUGAACUACGCUACCUUAAAGGGCCAAGACGCAGAGCGGAUGAUGGCACUAAUUCUGUCCUCGAGGAUGGCACCAACGAAAUUCCGACUUUCGGACAUCCUUCUUUUAUGCUGCUUCGUCCAAUUCUGACAACUCAUCGUCAUCCUAGAAGAAAGCAUCUACUUGAUCUUCCACUCGUCCUUUUUCAAAGGGAAAUUGAAAAGACGUCUAGAAGAGUCAUGCCUUUCAUUUUUCAAGAAGAUGAAUUAUAUAUAGGUGUCGCGAGGUCUACUUCUAAUUCUUGCAACCCCGUCGCGACUACCAAAGCCAGAACUGUUAGAUGGGAACCCCUCGACGUCGAUCCCGACUCACCUGCGCGCAAAGUCGCUGCAUCUCUGGUCCAUGAAGACGAGCGAGCCAAGCGGGAGAAAAUCAGUGGAGAAUACCUGGGAUCUCCAAUCGGCAGAGGCCUAAACGAUGAAAAGCGCAAGCAGUGGGAGCGUGCGCACAUCCGAGAGGCACAUCCGCAUGAUCGAGACUUGAUCCGCUUUCACGAGAACGAACGAUAUGACACGAAAAAAAUGCACUCAUACUCAAGAAAGUAGGCACCUUCUAAGUAGGAAAAAGCCUACUUUCUUGAGGAUGAGUACACUUUUUCGCUUCAUAAACGAGGAGAACUGUUCAAAAGUCCGAAGAUGGAUCCCAGAAAGCAGUACACCUAUGGCCGCUCAGACUUGGCAACGGAACGGGAACUCGGCAGGCGAGCGGAGAGUUCUAAGCCCGAUACGAGCUUGCUGGACCAUGAGAAGAAUCACUCGUUGUACGCUACGGCAGGAACCAAUCGAGACGGACUGUUUAGGCAGAGGGAAAGCAUGAGGAAGAGUACUUCAUAGUUGAAUGGUUCUGGUAUUUUUGGUAUAGCCUGAGUUUGAUCCUAAGGGAAAACAAGAAGAGAACCCUUAGGAUCAAACUCAGGCUAUACCAAAGACCAGAAGCAUAGACAAUAGCACACCUGAGUCUGAGCAGAAGCUCCCUGCUUAGGGGCGUUUUGGAUGUACAUGUACUCCUGGUUUCGAGAAUUUAUAUUAUUGUACUUGAUCAUACUUUAUUACCACAUUCAGACUACAACUACUAUCUAAGUAUACAUGGUUUCAAGAAUUUGUACUUGAUAUUUUAUUUUUACCACAUUGAUUCAGAUGACUACAUCUACAACCACUACUAUCUACAUUCUUCUACUUAUGAUAUUCAUUGUUCUCAUACUGUUACUGACUACCACUACAUUAGGUCGCAAGAUGGUCGAUGGCGGUUACUGUGAUGAAACUCGCGAAACCGAUGAAGAAUCCAACAGCCCUUACUUCUGGGUGAACCGUUCUGUCCGUAUUCCCACUGGCUGCACCGUGCCUCCCGAGUACUACAAUGACCCCGAAACCAAACCCGGCGCUUUCAAAGAUCGCGGUCUCCACAAUAAAGAAGGCGCAUACAAUAUGGACCAAAUGCGCGGCGGACCUCAAACUCCUAUAGAUGCUGAUGGUCAACUCAGGUCAGAACGGGGACCCUUGACGAGGGAGCAAAGGAAAGCGAUACGGGCAAAUGAGAAAGUGUUGCAGGAAGCUGCGAAAGAGAAGCUGCAUCAUGCGAGAGCAAGGAACAUGGCACGUGCGGAAGAUUGGACAAACAUGAACGAGAGUCCAGAAACGAAGGGACUAUUUAAUCCGAAAUUUAUGAAUGGACAUGAUAGUGAUACUGCGCAAUGAUUAGAAGUGAUGGAGUUGUUUGACUUUGUGACCUUGCAUUUUUAUCAUAUUUAUAAGUACCUGUUUGUUCCUCGUUGCAAUGCCAAUAUUAGCACCAACUAGUGGUAGUGCUUAUUAAGUAUAAGUACUUCCCUCACCCUCUCUAAGUCCCACCAGUACGAGCAAGAAGAUUUGACGGAAGACAAUGGGUCCUCUUGCGCCUCCAGCUCUGCCGGAGGGCAACAUCCAGGUCGACAAUUAAGGCUCAACUUUCAAUGGUCACCAUUGAGAUUGGGGUCACUGAGAUCGAAGAGGCGACCCCUUCUUGAGAGAACCAACAGGGGAAAUAAACGAAGGGAAAAGGGGAGAGCUUUGAAGGGGGUCUCUUCCGUUCUUCCGUUCAGAGUCAGUGGCCACUGACUGCUGAGCUUUAAGACAAAGGAGGGGCUCUGGAGACGAUGAUCUCUUAACGCCAUUCGACAGUCCUGCUCACCAUGGAAGGCGUGGUGGGGAUCAUGACGAUUCCAUUGCCUCUUACGCUGGUCGUAGCACAAAGGAAUUUGCGAGAAAGGUCAUGGAUAGAGGCCCGAGAGGUGCACGUCAAGGAAAACCAGAGCGCUUCUCCAUCAAUCGAGCAGGGUUCGUGGUGUCUCCUGCGCAACAGACGGUGAACAUUACAAGGGAAGGACUGGAUCACGACAACAACGGAAAACAAGAUGGCUUUACGAUGCGGCAGGAAACUUAUGGCGGAGGAACCGCAAUUUUGCGUUUUUUGUACAUUAUCCGUCUCAGAAUGAAAAUGACUUUAUUUCAUUUUGAGACGAAUAUUGCUCAACUGAUCCCUGAACUUCAUGUGCGUUUUUUGGCUAAGAAACCCCUUUUCUAUGUUCGCUUUUGGCAUAGUGUUACUCCAUAAUCAGUCGAUUUGGGUCGUUAUCAUUCUAGUGAUACUGAUUGUUCGACGCCUGAAUUAGCAGGUUUAACAUGCUGUCACUAGCGCUAAGACACCCCCGACUCAAAGCCAGUGCUAGCAUCUGAGAGCGUACGAGAGCUGCAAGCGAGGGCAAGGAAUCGUCCAUCCGUUGCAGACAAAUUGACAGGUCAAAGAAAAAUGCCUGGUGUUAUGGCUACAAGUACAAUCGCAAGGGCAGUAGAGACGCUUUCAUCAUGAAUGCCAUCCCUCUUGGCCGCCAGUGUCUUCAGUAUAUUGGUUCUCCUGGUAGUAGUUGUUGAAUUAAAGAACUAGAUCCAACCCCACAGAUGAAUAUGGAAAACAAACCCAGCAAGAAAGUGGAUGCUCAUUUCCACAUCGUAAAGGACCACACAGCGCACAAGUGCUCCAUCUUUGUCUCUAACAGCAAGCGCAGCCUUAGCAGGAACAAACGGAAUGGCAGCCGAGUGGUGGAUAUCGAUGAGCAAGUGACCUAUGUCGAUUACGACACGGGAAGAGUGGGGGUUCCACAUGGGAGAGAUCAGGAUGACUACUACAGUUCAUCUGCUGCCGGGACUCGUACACAAGACGAGCAGAGUAGUGCGACUGGACGCAGUGGAGGUAGUCGUGGUAGUGCCGCUACAGACAAUUAUAGUGGAAGUGCAGCUAGUCGUGGAGUGGAUAGUAGUCGAGGUAGUAGAAGAGCCUUCGGUCGCCAAAACAACGAAGAUCUAGAAGACCAUCGGGAUGCGGAUGACUACGAGGUGGAUUCUAGAAGUGCUGCGUCGAGCUCAGCGACUGGUGACUGCGAUCAUCAUGAAGCUGCUCGUGAUUCUAGGCAGACGUUUUUGAACUACACAGAACCACCACGCGGCGGACAGAGGAGUCGAGGCGCAUCCGCUUCGGCUGCUAGAAAUGUUAAGAGUAGGUUAAUAAAGGUGCUUUUCUUACCGCUUUUUAUGCCUCUCCUAAGAGGGAAAGGCAUAACAAGCGGGGUAAGCGAGCACCAAAAGCCUACCUCUAAUGAGAGAGCAAAUCACUACUCAACAUCAGCAAGUUCCAAGUCCACCGCAUCUUCUCGUCCACAACAUCAACAUCUUCGCCACCACAACUCGUCUUCCGCCUCUUCAGCAGCGUCUUCUGCCUCUUCAGUAGCAUCAUCAGCCAGCCACUCGUCUGCAUCUUCAUUUUACGCACGUCAGGAAGCGAAGAUUCGCAAGCGGGAAGCAGCAUCUAGAAGGACAAGGGCGAUUGACUUGACAACCAGUGGGGCCUUUGUGGAUUGCCUGUAUCCGGAGCAAAAUGCUGUGUCGCCAGUGAAAAAACAAGUGCUAGCAGCAAAUGGAAGGAGAAGUUGCAGGUAUCAACAUGUCAGACAUUUUGUUGCAGUUCUUGCGUUUUGUAGAUAAGAAUUAAAAAUAUAUCGAUCACGCAUUUAUUUUUAUCUACAACAAUAAAUCCUCGUUUUGACAUCGACUACACCAUCAAGAAUUCAAUCCUUUUUGUCUUUUUUUAACCUCAAACAACAAAGCAUUCUUUCACAGUCUAUCUUCAUCGACUCAUAAUUUCCCUCAACGCACAGUCCAACCCGCGCUACUUUUACUCGUCGGUCUGGUGCUGGGUGCAACGACGCCUCUAAAGUGAGGGCUGCCAGCCAAGCCAAUCAAGAAGGCAAACUACUCUACCACUCUCUCCAAGGGAGACGAAAUAAUAACAGUGCGCGCGUCUACGGAGAUGGUGCCACGCAGUAUGGGUGAUACAGCAAGAGUACGGAGAUGGUGCAACGCAGUAUGGGUGAUAAAAAUAGAUCGAGACACGUUGUACUUUGGAAGAGUUUGAGUUAGUAAGUUGUAGAACUUCAAUGUUGUCUGUAGAUGCAAGAGGUUCUUUGUUAUCACAGAAUGUGUGUACGAUAUUAGGGACUCUUGUGGGUCGUGUCCACCAGAAUUCUUAGACUAACUAGUUGGAAGUGUUGUCCUACCUGAACCUCAUUCAAAAGUUAGAUUACCGGAUCAAGUAAGUUCCUAAUCCCAUAAAUAUCUCUAACUGAACAAGGAGUGCAUAAAAAAUGAUGCGUCUGUGGAUGACAGUGAGAUAGUCGCAGUCGCUGUACAACAAGUACCGAAAUUAUAUUUGAUAAGUAAAAGUAUGCUAGUUGUUGUUGUACUAGUACUUCCAAGAAAGUAGAACGAGAUCAAAUCAUCACUUGUGUCUUCGAUGAAGUUACCUAGAAAAAGGAAAAUGUACAAGAACAGAAAACGCACAUAGAAGUACAUGCUGAAUGCUUCAAAAACUUCAACUAUCUUCGACAUAAGGAAAUUAUUAUUGAACCAACUAAUUAGGAAAAAGUAAUGCUCAUGUACAUGUUGUAACUACAUCGAUCCAUCUGACGACGUGGACGCUUGUCCUGAAUGACCAAAACAUAGAGUUAACAGAAGUUCUUUGAGAAGCAUCUGGCUGCUGGCGUUUGCAGGUCGUCGACCGUGGG